AUGGGCAAGUUAAUCAAGAACCACUGGGCGCGCCUCGUCAUCCUCACGGCUGCUGCGUAUCAAAUAGGAGCUGCACUCGAAUGCUUCUUCUGGCCCAAGAUCUUCUGGGACUUUGCUACCAAGAACCUCGAUGGCGCCGUAAAGCCCAUCCCCGUACUCCAAGUCAUCAACAUGAUUCUCGGCUUCAUCGGUCUAGCAUGGGAAUGGCCAUUGCCACUGCUCGCUGGCACAGGACUGCACCGCUCGAUUGAAGCGCGCCUGAUCAUCUACCCGCUCAGUGCGCUGUGUGCGCUUUUGAUCUACCAAGGCACCAACUCGGGACUCUACUACAUCAUCGGCAUGGGAGCGUACUUCUGGGCGUUCAGCGAGGGCGAGGUCGUCUGCCCCGAGCCAUGGACUCUCCCCAAGCGUGGUUCCACAGCCCGCAAGAUGACCGCAUAG
Messenger RNA from Alternaria ethzedia, 441 nucleotides. RefSeq lists its product as uncharacterized. The record is from RefSeq and is a predicted model, not a curated record. NCBI's taxonomy places the organism in Eukaryota, Fungi, Ascomycota, Dothideomycetes, Pleosporales, Pleosporaceae. The coding region runs from base 1 to 441 and encodes 146 amino acids. The transcript is spliced from 3 exons.